Molecule: messenger RNA, 3882 nt
Organism: Eurytemora carolleeae
Lineage: Eukaryota; Metazoa; Arthropoda; Copepoda; Calanoida; Temoridae
Exons: 13
Coding region: 80-3859 (1259 amino acids)
Source: RefSeq, a predicted model, not a curated record
AAAUAUCAUUUUAAUACAUAGGCAGAGCAGUGAGCUACUUGGUGUUCUGGGGCAGAGGUUUAACAAGGACUUGAAGAAGAUGUUCUUCAAGAACACGAGCAUCGAGAUCAGCACUGAAGCUCAAGCUUUAUCCGGGCUCAUGCAGUUUCUACACAACUCCAAGGUUCACUUGUUUAUUAGUUCCCUUGAAACUGUUUCUGUUCUGAACGAGAAGAUCGGGACAGACUGGGUUAAUGAGAACAUCAAGGGUGUAACAACACUGCAGGAGUUCUUAAACGCCCACAACCUGGCAGAGCUGGGGGUCAAACACUCUGAGCUGGAGGAGAUCGUCAACAAGAAUGUGAAACCUGUUCAUAUUUUGAAACUAGACAACUGUCAGGAGGCGACUCAUCACAUGUUUCAGUUUACAACCUGGGUUUACAAGACCCACAACGUGAACAAACCAUAUCAUCAUUUUAUCUUGGAGAACUCUGAACCUCUAACCUUCCUCCAGUCCUCCAGUUUAAACAUUCAACCUCUGUGUAUUGAUGAGAGGACACUUAAAACUAUCGAGAUAAAAUCUAGCUAUCAGAGCAGUAUAAGAACUCAGAUAAAGCUGGAGUAUAUUGAGAUCCAAGUGAUUGAAGACAGCGAUGAUAAUGAGAUGAAUGAGGGUCAUCAUGGAGGAAACAGGAACCAGAGAAAGAUGGAAGUUAAAUUAAUCAAUCAAGUACAGGAGUAUGUUGAAGAAGAUGAAGAUUAUAAGAAGGAACAUCUUGAAAAAGUCCAAACUCCUGUGAUUGAUCUCUGUGAAAACUCCUCUGAGCCCAGAAUUCUGGAUCAAACUAGUACAGCUCUUGUUGACACUUCUUUCAGUCCAGCACAGCAUUUACAGUCAGUGGUCGGUCCUGAUCAGGUUCAUGAGGGUACUCAAACAACAAAUACAAUUGAAAAAAUCGCAGAAUCUUUGACAUCUGAUUCAUUUAUUGCUCAGAAGUCGGAUGAACAGAAAACAUCUUUGAUGAUAGAUGAGACUAUUGCUGCAUCUGAGAUAGAUAGUGAACCAUUGAUAGCGGAGAAUGUCGGAUCUGUUGGCACAAGAGAAGAUAUUGUUGAACCUGCUUAUGUAAAUCAUGAACCAAUAACAGAAGAAAUAACUAUAUUAAUGGAAGCUAUAGAUAAACCAAUAAAAGAUCAAGAGCCAGGCAAACUAAAUUCCUUCGAUGAGUUGAUAAUCAAUGAGGAUUUGGAUGUUGUGUUUGAAGAACAAAGAACAGUUAGAAACGUUCCUGAGGACUUAGAUGUUGAAUUUGAAGAACAGAGAACUGUGAGAAACAAUGAUAAUAAAUUACCACAACAGAUUCGUUCAAAUUUAACGGAGAACAAACAGGAUCUAGAUACAGCAAAGCUGAAAGAUGGCCAGAAUAAGAAGAAUGUAGAUGAAUGCGUUGAAAAUGAUGACAGCCUUUUUAUUAAUAUAUCGACAACUCCGACCUUGAAAUGCACUGAUUUUGCAAGAACAAACUUUCUGAAAAGUAAGGAAAAUAUCAUGAAGGAUUCGUAUUUACCCCCGAUAAAUAAUACUGAACUCUGCCAAGAUAAGGAGAAUAACGAGAAUAAGGAGAAUGAGAAUGAUAUUCAAGAGAAGCAGAAUUCCAAAAUAUCGGAUAAUUUUAGAAUCCCGGAUUUUCCCAAACUUCCAGUUAGUGGGAGCAGUAACGAAGCCUACGAUUUCGAUGAAUUCUUUCCCAAGACAACUGUCCCAGAUGUUCCAGCUAGUGAGAAAAGAAACGUAACCCAAGAUUUUGAUAACAUCUUUUCUAAGUCAUCUUUGUUAGGCACUAAGAUAGAUGUCCGUAUAACUCGUAACAAGGAUAUUCUAGCCGAUAAAGGUUGGUGCGACGUAACACGCCUGGAAAAGCAUCAAAACUAUUGGCUCUGCAAAGUGGCCGAUUUGCCGAAAAACUGUCGACACGUAAGGUAUACUACAAACUUCAAUGUUCCAAGUUCAUUGUUCUCUCCAGUGCUCCAUGUCCAUAGUGAAGGAACCAGUUUUAUCCUGAUUAAGAUUGGAUUGGAGAAGCGUGUAGUCUGCGAACCAGUCCAUAUGCAGCAGAAGGAGUUUGAUCCUAAGGUGGAUCUCCUGUUUAACUUCUGGAGCAUGUGGAAUUCUGAAAACCAUCUGAAUCUUUCAGUAUCUACUGAUCUAGGGGGAAUUAUGAAGAAAAUAAAUCCACAGGAUAUAGCAUCUAAUGAUAAUGGAUUUAAGGAUGUAGGAUCUAUUAAUGAUAAUGGAUCUAAUGAUAAUGGAUGCUACAUGAAGGAAACCUAUCCACAUGCUACGUGUCGAGAUUGUUCAUGGACUCACAACCUGCUGGACUGGAAAAGGAAAAAGUUUAAAAAAGAAAACAAAUUCCUAAAAGAGUUUGCUUGUCCAACCUGCCCUAGGUUCCCUGUAAAGUGUGUUGAUUAUGACCCUAAAAGAAGACUAUAUCUGGGAAAGAUUGAAGCUAGUAUGCCGAACAAUGUCCAGACAGUCUGGGUCAGCUCACCCUGUUUUAGGGAAGUUAACAUCAAGAGGGGAAGUUGUGUCAUUCCUGAUUCAGCGGGCCAUCUUAUCUUAGUUCAGAAUGAUAAGAUAUCUAAGAAGGAUAAUACUCCUAAGACAUGUUUCAAUAUAGGAGAUAUUAUUGGGGAAUGUCAGAUUAUGUGUAUUCAAAAGCACCUUAAACACGAAACUUACGCUGUCAUCAAUCAAAUUUGUCACUGGAAGAGAUCUGUAGAAGCUGUAGAAAAAAUGAAAACUAGGUCGGGAAACUCUUUCCAGCCCCAAGUUUUCUUCAUAGACAACAAUCCCAGCCAGCCAUCAGACGUACAUAUUCAUUUCAAUUCCAGCUUUGACCACAAAUCCUCUAAAAGUAAAUAUACUUGGCAUAGCAAAGCAUAUGAUAAGUUUGUGAAGUAUGCCACCAUGAAGCCAUUGCUAGAAAAUCUAUCAAAAGGAACGAGAACGAACACUAUUCAGAAGCUAGAGUCAUCGAGAUCUAGACGAACUGUGUUUCAUUCUGAAGAUGAUACAGAAGAUAACUACAGGAAAUCUUCAUAUUCACUUCAAAGUAAUCUUGAGGAGAGAAGAAACAGUUCUAUUGAGAUGUAUUCUGAAAAGAAACAAUCAUUGCAAUGGCUCGGAGGAAAAACAAUGUUACAUAACAAUGAAACUCCAGAGAAGUUGAAAGACAUAUCUGAAAAAAACAUAAAGGGAAAGGUUGAAAAAAGCAAGAACGACUCAAAUCCCAAAAAUAAAUCAGUUUCUCUGAAACCAAUUGCCAUCAACAUGAUCUCUUUAGAGGACAUACGACAGAAGUCUAAAAAGAUUGAGGAAGAAGUUGUGCAGAAGAAAAAGAUGAAGCGAAAAGAAGAAUGCGAUGAAUCAGAUGCCUUAAAAAAGUUUGAAGAGAAGAGAAGAACGAAGAAAAACAAAGAAAAGGACAAUGUUGCGAAAGAUGAAAGUGUCACAAAGGAUAUCGAUAUUAAAAAAUCGAAAAAAAAGAAAACAGCCGAAAAUUUUCCCACAGAAUUCCCGGAAAAAGAAGUCAAGAAGGAAAAGAAGAGGAAAUCAGUGGUGAAGAACGAUUGUCAAUUAUCUGAGUCUGCAGAGAAGAUGACUGAAGUUAAAGCUAAAUCUACUAAGACUAAGAAGAAGAAAAAGACUGAAAUGGAAACCCUACUAAAUACUUCUUCUGAAUCCAAGAAGAAGAAAGCUGAAGAGGAACAUUUAAUGCCUGAUACUCCUAAAACCAAGAAGAAAAAGAAGACUGAACAAGAAAAUUCUGUAAUUGAAACUCCUGAAUCAAAGAAAAAGAACGAACAGGAGAAUUAGAGGGAUGCUAGUCAAGACGUCAA